GUAUAGCAGGAAGGACAAGGGCGCGUGUACGCAAGUACUCGCAAUGGAUCUCAGUACAGCCGUAAGCGCGAUGUCGGCCGGGACGACGAGUGGCACCGGGGGAGCAGUCGCCUGCCCCGUGUGCACAUUGUACCUGCGCGAGGGCAUCAGCUUACAAAAGCACUUGGACACGCAUCCCAAGGAGCAGGUGAUCGAGGCGCUCAUAAGAGCCAGCAGCGGUGGCGGCGCCUCGGCCAUCCUAAGCCAGGCGUGCGUGCCGCAGUCUCAACAACCAACACCAACACCAACACCAACACCAACACCAACACCAACAGCACAGCAACAGCAACAGCAACAGCAGUCGACUGCGGGCCCGGGUACACAUGUUCCUCAUGCCCAAUCGCCCUACCCGAUCGGACCCAUAUUCGAGUGCCCACCGAUCAACGCCAUGAUACCUCCACCCCAAUUUGCUUCGUUUAGCUACCAGCAAUUUAUUAAUAAUGGUACGAUGAUGAUACCAGCUCAAUACGCAAUGGCCCAAGCGCAGUCUCCCCAGACGAGCCAGAUGAUGCAGAUGCUGUACAGCCCUUACGGUAUGUACCAUCAGCAACAGAUUCCCACAGUUCAGAUGAUCUCCGCACCACCGAUGAUGCCCACCUCCUCGGCGACUCUACCGACGACAGUGCCUGCGAUUACGACGCGAAUGAGGUCCGCGACGAGCACGAGCAACAACGUCCCGCUGACGGCGAUCAACGAGAAGGUGACGACGCCAACGUCGCCACCCGCGCCACUUCCACCUCCUCCGCCCCUGAGGCCAACCUGCUCGCAGCAGCAGCAGCAGCAACAACAACAACAACAACAACAACAACAGCAGCAGCAACAGCAGCAACAACAACAACUCGUCGUUGAUUCACCAAAGCAGGCCAUAAUCCAAGAAGUCAUACCGACCUCGGAUCGUAUACUACCGGAUUUAGAAAUGCCAUUAAUGCCCGAAACGUCUCAUCCUGACGAAGAGGAGGAACAGAGCGCCGCGCACGCAGAACAUCGAGAGCAACGGAUUCCGGAUAAUUGUAUGCAAGGAGAACAGCAGCAAGUUAUUGAACAAUAUCAGAGUGAAAAUCCAUCAACGCUGAUGAAUAAUCCUUGCGAUAAUAGUACUGAUGAGGACAAGACUGAAAGGAUUUUGCCAGAAAUUGAAGACGAUAUAGAAAUUGAAUCUCUAAUAGUGCGCGAACCAGGGAAAGUAGAAAAUUACAAUGAAAUUAAAGUACAAGAAUCGGAAACCGUUGAAAAAAUCGAAAAUUCAAUGGGCGAGGAAAAUUCGAAAAAAGAUGCAGAAAAGACGGACGUAAACGAUGAGGAGAGUUGCAAAAAGUUUGAGCAGAAAUCUGAAACGCGUUCGCAGGUUGUUAUCGAAAGUACAGAGCCUCAUGAUUUAUCAGCCAACGAAACUCGAGUCUCGAAUGUUCACGAGCCGGAGGUGGAGCAGCUGAGUCGAUUACUGAUAAACAUGGAGUCUGAAUUUAGCGGCGAAAAAGCAGCGAAAAAAGGCAAUGAGAAGAGUAGCGAAAGAUUUCGGGAAAAUAUCGACGUCGCUUUACCCAAUGAAGCUCAAGAAAAGCAUCGCGCCGAGGACGAGAACACGAGUGUAUCAUAUCAUAAAAGCAGCACCGAAUCGAUUGAGUGCAAAAUCAUAGUGGCUCACGAGGACACGGACGUGUCAUCAAUCUCCUCGGAGGAUUCGAUGCAAUGCGAUUUAGAGAUUCAAAAAAUCAUCACUUCAUCCUAUCAGUACAAGUAUUCCCAAUCAACUCCCUGUUUUCCAAUUGUUAAAAAGAAGUUACAUCGGUCUCUGUCACGAGCAUCUCUGCGAUCCGACUUUUACCGCUCGAACGAGAAUGUUUGUACGGUUGACUUCGAAGCCACCAAAUUACAAGACUAUCUCAAAGACAAUUAUAAUGACGAGGACAUGGAGCUCGAGGAGCUGCAACAUCACUCGUACAUGAAGCAGAACAACGGUAUAAUCUUGGAACGUACGAGAUCGCACACCUCUUUGUCAGCAAAUAUGAGUAGUAGUAGUCUUUCGAUAUUGAAAGCUCGCCGAAGCAAAAGACCGACCUCUCCUUUGUCCGUACAUAGCUCCUCGCCAUACUGUCAGGAAGAGGAGGAGGAGGAGGAGGAGGAAGAUACGGAUGGUGAAAGUUGCGUUAGUUAUCAUGCUAAUGGAAAGAACGAGGAUGAGGAGUUGGAGGAAGAUGGACGCCUCCUGUUGAAUCAAGAGGGGGAACGCGAGCAAAAGAAGCUCGUUCAUCAAGACAAUAAGGCUACGAUAGCCACUGAGAUUAUACAACUGCAGGAAAAGUCUGGAGAUUAUAAAUCCCAGAAUUUAAUAUCCGAGUUGUACUCGAUCGGGAACUUCCCGCUGGAACAUCAUUUGUCGAUUCAACAGCAGCAGCAACAGUCGACCAUUUCCACGCAUCACGAUGGUUAUCCAUUAUCCGGUAAUGCAGUGUCGCAGAAUCUUUUAAACAUGUCCGAAUGCGCUGAUCCAACGACUAGUACAGACUCGAAGAGCUACUCCAGCUCGAAUAAGUCUUUAAUACAGAAGCCAACGACGGAGCUGCUAAAUAUCAACGAGGAUGCGCAUGCGGGACCAAUGAAUGUGCUUGAAUACGAUGGACUGCAAAUUCUUGUACCAAGCACAUUUAUUAGCGAAUCGUCGCAGAAGGCCGUUAGCGGGACGAGUCAGCAAUCGAUGUCGAGUAGCGAAAACGGAGCCGGAAAUGACGAGGAGGUUAAAAGCGUGAAUAUGCGAGCGGAUGAGACGAUGCCCCCGAGGGGCGAACUUUCGGAACAAGAGAGUAACGGCUGUACGGAACAGUCGACGUGGCAGUCGUACAUGGCCCAGGAUUUAUCGCGCAUGUCGACGUCUUACGAUCUGAUGGCGCGCGAGAGUUGGGAAGAAUCCGAGGUAUCGGAGCACGAGGACAACAACGUAGGCCCUCUUCUCGACAGCCGCUCACUAGCGACUCAUUUCACCUCGAGCCUCUUCCUCGAUCGCGAUCGCAAGACGCCACCUGGCAGACGCAUUUUCAAAUGCUCGCAUUGUGCGGAAGUGUUCGAGUGCCCGAAGGAGCGACGCGUACACAGUACAAUGGUGCACAAGGAGGCUGGACCUUCCGGUUGCGGUUUGGACAACGGCGAUCAGCAAGAACUUAAGGACAUUAAGAUGCUAGACGCCCGCGCAGGUGCCUUCGAGGAUAUGUUCGUACCCGGCGCACUGCACGCCUACCAAAUGCAUCAGCAGCCGUUGCUCCACCAGCUCCAGCCGGCCCAGCACUCGAGCUCCACCAAAGUCGAGAUCGACGCCAAACUCGAUCCCCUCCAUCUGUCGACGACGAACGAGGUCAUCUGCGGUCUCUGUAGCCAACGCUUCGGCAGCGAAAAAUCCUUGCAGAUCCAUCAUAGACGCAUGCACGCGAUCGAGCCGGUGAAACGGGUUCGCGAGAAUGCCAAGUGCCAAAUUUGCAGCGAGGAAUUUAGCUCGGUAGCGACCUUCAACCUGCAUUUGAAAAUCCAUCCGCUGGAGUGUGGCCAGUGCGGCAAAUACUUUUACCGCAAGCAGAAUUUCAAACUUCACAUGAAGCGGCACUUGGGCAUCAAGCCAUUUCCCUGCACCGUUUGCGACAAGGCCUUCCUCACCAAGCAGAAGCUCGACGAGCACAAUAACGGCCACACGGGCAACGCCCCCGUAAAGUGUAACCUGUGCAACGAGACAUUCAGGCGCUACUCGAAUCUCACGCAGCACAAGAAUCGCCAUCACUUGAACAUUAAGAAGAAACUAAAGGACUAUAUAUGCCACUGCGGCGAGGUCUUUCACACGAAGAAGAAGCUCGCCUGGCACAAAGAAACGCACGACGAGAAGCCGAAGGCCUGCACCUUGGCGAGCUUGACGCGGCACAUGCGUCGCGCCCAUAAUAGGAGAUUCGUCCCCGACGCCCAGAGGGACAGCGAGAACGUGGAGUGCCCAAUUUGCAAGUGCAUUUACCUCAGGUCCUCCCUCGCAGUGCACAUGCGCGUGCACAACGGGGAAAGGCCCUACGAGUGUCAAGUGUGUUCUAAAGCCUUCAGUACUAAGUGGAACUUGCAACUGCACAAGUGGACUCACGCCGCACGCAGUACGAAGCCCUUCAAGUGCAACCAAUGCAGCGCGGCCUUCUACAGACACAGCGACUACACAGCGCAUAUGAAUUCCCAUAGGAACGUCAGGCCUUAUACCUGUAAUUACUGUGGUGCUCAAUUCAUUAGAAAGUACAACUGCCUCCGGCACGUUAAGGAACACGAAGAGAAUAAGGCGUACACGUGCGACGUGUGCAAUAAGACGUUCCACAGGUCGUAUUAUCUGAAGGAGCAUCUACGAGUGCACUCGGGAGCAAGACCUUACACUUGCCAUAUAUGUGGCAAGUCCAGCAGCACAAAGUCCAAUCAUAAUAAGCACGUUAGGAUUCAUCAUGCUCGCGAGCCUGUAAAUACGGAGAAUUAAGGAGAGGAUAGGAUGGCUUUUAUAUUUAUGAAUUUCAUUGAUCAAAUAAGUAUUCCAUUAUGCGAUGCUUCUUUAGGAUUUCGGAAAUUGAUUCCUCAGAACGAUAUCAAAGUGCCGUUAAAUUGCUUUAACGUAAAUUGUUUUCGCAUUUUAAA
Molecule: messenger RNA, 4677 nt
Organism: Ceratosolen solmsi marchali
Lineage: Eukaryota; Metazoa; Arthropoda; Insecta; Hymenoptera; Agaonidae
Product: J domain-containing protein DDB_G0295729
Biological process (GO): regulation of transcription by RNA polymerase II
Cellular component (GO): nucleus
Molecular function (GO): DNA-binding transcription factor activity, RNA polymerase II-specific
Source: RefSeq, a predicted model, not a curated record